Brugia malayi is the source of this 528-nucleotide messenger RNA. RefSeq lists its product as uncharacterized. Bases 1 to 528 code for a protein of 175 amino acids. Lineage: Eukaryota; Metazoa; Nematoda; Chromadorea; Rhabditida; Onchocercidae. The transcript has 7 exons. The record is from RefSeq and is a predicted model, not a curated record.
AUGAAUUGGCGUGCAGUAUUAUGGUCACGCCUCACUUUGGGUGUUUUAUCAGUUAUAUUCUUACUACUUUAUGCUGCUCAGUACAAAAAAUAUCGCUCAAAUUAUGAUUAUUUGUCUGACAAAUGUUCAAAAUUAAUGGUACAUUCGGGUGGUUUGAGUGCACAGUUACAGUUGUUAAUGGAGCGAAACCAUCGGACAGAAAAAUUAUUGGCUGAUUUACGUGCUAAAUAUAAUCAAGUUGUGAUAGGAAACAGUGAGAAACGACAAAAUAUUCAAGUACAAUGGUUAACUUGUAAGGAAACAUUGAAAAAAUGUUUGGCUGGAGUGGCAGUGAGUGAAAAACAGCUGAAUGGUACAAGUGAUAUCAAUUUUCAAGGCCAUUUCCUUCAAUGUCAGACAGAGAUACAAGAACUCAAGAAACAAGUUGAACAACUUAAAGGAGAAGCAAAGAAUAUUUCGAUUAUAAAAAGUGAAUGUGAGAAGCUGCUAAUCAAUUCGCAGGUGAGAUUAAUGGAAAAUUUUAACUGA